GCUGCCGCGGGGGGAUGCGAGCGGGAGCCAGCCUGGAACUCCGAGAGCGGAAACAGCUGAGCGCGCAGGCGAUACACUGUAGCCAGCCGGGGAAGGCAAGCGGCUCCGAGGGGGAAGAAUACGGAGCAGGGGGCUGGGGGCACUGGAUCUGGUCAGUUUCAGCCCCGUUAUAAGCUGCGGGGAAAUUCACCAGCGGAGUCGCAGAUCCUUCUCCCCCAUCCCCUCCCCGCACCUUUCCUCCCGCAUUUUUAAAAAUCUCUCCGAAGUGGUGACGAACUCCGGAUUCUUGCUGCAGUUUGGGUCUCGCUCCUCCUUUCCCCGUGUACCAGUGCCGAUGCCUGCAAAGCCGUGACACCAGGAGGAGGAAGAGGAGGAGGACGCUGACUUCGGAACUGGUUUUUCGUUCAGAGAAGAUUACAGCUGGUCUGAUGCUCUAGUGUCUGCAAAGGAGAAAUCUAAAAGCGUACUUGAGCACCUUGGUCCAGAAGCCCAUGAGUUCUGGUGAAGCAGAGUUGGGAGUCCCCAGAAAACAGAGUCCGUGAGAGACAUGUGAAGGAGCGUGAGUUGGCCCUGAGCUCGUGGGUGUGCUGGCCACAAAGCUGGGCUGAUUUACUGAAGUUUGUUUUUGAGUGGGGUGAUACUCUCCCUUCACCCAGGUAUGAUGUCGGUUGAAGGAUCUACGAUAACAAGCAGGAUAAAAAACCUGCUUCGCUCCCCAUCCAUUAAACUGAGGAGGAGCAAGCCUAGAAGCAAGCGAGAGGACAUCAGCAGUAAGGUGACCUUGGAGAAAGUGUUAGGAAUAACUGUGUCGGGAGGCAGAGGAUUAGCCUGCGACCCCAGGACCGGCCUUGUCGCAUAUCCAGCAGGGUGUGUCGUCGUGCUCUUCAACCCUAGGAAAAAUAAGCAACACCAUAUUCUAAACAGCUCCAGGAAGACGAUUACAGCUCUUGCUUUCUCCCCUGAUGGAAAGUACCUGGUUACUGGAGAGAGUGGGCACAUGCCAGCUGUUCGGGUGUGGGAUGUGGCUGAACGGACCCAGGUGGCUGAGCUCCAUGAACACAAGUAUGGCGUGGCCUGUGUGGCGUUCUCCCCCAGCUCCAAGUACAUUGUCUCAGUGGGGUACCAGCACGACAUGAUUGUCAACGUGUGGUCAUGGAAGAAAAACAUCGUGGUGGCGGCCAACAAGGUGUCCAGCAAAGUGACAGCAGUGUCAUUUUCAGAGGACUGCAGUUACUUCGUCACAGCUGGCAACCGCCACAUCAAGUUCUGGUACCUGGAUGACAGCAAAACCUCCAAGGUGAAUGCCACAGUCCCCUUGCUAGGGCGCUCCGGUUUGCUGGGGGAGCUGAGAAACAACUUCUUCACGGAUGUGGCCUGCGGAAGGGGUAAAAAAGCAGACAGCACUUUCUGCAUCACCUCUUCCGGCCUCCUCUGUGAAUUCAAUGAAAAGAGGCUGCUCGACAAGUGGGUGGAGCUGAGGAACACAGACAGCUUCACAACUACUGUGGCGAACUGUAUCUCUGUGAACCAUGACUACAUCUUCUGUGGCUGCGCUGAUGGCACGGUGCGGAUUUUUAACCCUUUGAACCUUCACUUCGUCACUACAUUGCCGAAGCCGCACUUCUUGGGAAUGGACGUUGCCAGCGUCACUGAAGCCAGCCGUCUCUUCUCUGGUAUGGUGGAUGCCAAGUAUCCAGAUACAAUUGCCUUGACCUUCGACCCUACCAACCAGUGGCUAUCGUGCGUUUACAAUGACCACAGCCUGUAUGUGUGGGAUGUCAAGGACCCGAAGAAAGUGGGCAAGGUUUACUCUGCCUUAUACCACUCUUCCUGCGUGUGGAGUGUUGAGGUGUAUCCUGAAGUGAAGGACAGCAAUCAGUCUUGCCUGCCCCCAAGUUCAUUCAUCACCUGCUCUUCUGAUAACACAAUCCGUCUGUGGAAUACAGAGAGUUCCAACAUCCAUGGCACAGCUCUGCACCGGAACAUCCUCAGCAAUGACCUGAUGAAAAUCAUCUAUGUGGAUGACAACACUCAGGCCCUGCUGGACACUGAUUACAAUUCUGGCGGGAGCGCAGACAAGGCUGACAUCCAGGCCUUGGACAUGAAGGUGGGGAUUCGCACACUGUGUGUGAGUCCCAACGGAGAGCACCUGGCCUCGGGCGACAGGAUAGGCACUCUCAGGAUCCAUGAGUUGCAGUCCCUAAGGGAAAUGCUGAAGGUGGAAGCCCAUGACUCUGAGAUCCUCUGCCUGGAGUACUCCAAAUCUGACACAGGGUUGAAGCUCCUGGCAUCAGCCAGUCGGGACAGACUGAUCCACGUCUUGGAUGCUGGAAAGGAGUACAGCCUGCAGCAGACACUAGAUGAGCAUUCAUCUUCCAUCACAGCUGUGAAGUUUGCAGCCAACGAUGGGAAGGUGCGAAUGAUCAGCUGUGGAGCGGAUAAGAGUGUCUAUUUCCGCACUGCACAGAAGACGGGUGAAGGGGUCCGGUUUACCCGGACACACCACGUUGUUAGGAAGACCACUUUGUAUGACAUGGAUGUUGACCCCAGCUGGAAAUAUGCUGCUAUUGGCUGUCAAGACCGUAACAUCAGGAUUUUCAACAUAAGCAGUGGGAAGCAGAAGAAGCUGUACAAGGGAUCCCAAGGUGAAGAUGGCACCCUCAUUAAAGUGCAGACUGAUCCUUCGGGUCUCUACAUUGCAACUAGCUGCUCUGACAAGAACCUCUCCAUCUUUGAUUUCUACUCUGGCGAGUGUGUGGCCACAAUGUAUGGGCACUCAGAGAUUGUAACUGGGAUGAAGUUCAGUAACGACUGCAAACACCUGAUCUCUGUCUCUGGUGACAGCUGUAUCUUCAUUUGGCGCCUGAGUUCUGAGAUGACCAUCAGCAUGCGACAGCGGCUAGCUGACAUGAAGCAAAGAGGGAAGCAGGUGGAGAAAUCACCACCACACAAGACAGCUGGACUUAUCAGGCACGAAUCCACCUCUGUCCUAUCGCCAGUGCCAGUGCUUUCAUCAGAUAGCGACAAAGAUGGUGAAGAUGAAGGAAAUGAUGAAGACGAGUUAAAUGGGCUACAGUCUUUCCAAAUUCAAUCCAGCUGCAACCCUGAGAGAGACUCAGAUCCAGACCUUUCCCUCUCAAGAAGCCUCUCCCAUUGGGAAAUGAGGAGGGCGAAAGAGAUUGCAGAGAUCCAACGUUCAGAGACUGCAAUGAACAAGAUUCCCCGGCAGCGGGGCCGUUGGUCCCAGCCAACCAGUAACAUAGAGUUGACGGUUAAAUCCAUGCUGGACUUGCGCCAGCUGGAGUCUUUCUCAGUCUCUCGAUCCCCCAGUCGAGACUCGCUGUCCCAGACCAGCAAUGGGGAUGACAGAGAAGAGCAUGCUGAUCUCUCUCUGCAUGUCAACAAGGUUGGAGACUCUAUAGCUCCUCAGGACAGCCGGCCUUGCAUCCGACCCCAAAUGAUUCGGCUUGUGUCCUGUGAAGAGGGGGUUUUCACUCAGGAACUGGAGCCCUUUGAGAGUGAGGAAUGUGUAAUCUACCCUGAACAAGAUGAGAUCCACCCCACCGACAGUAGCAGUGAGUUCCAGGUAAAAGCUCUGCCCCACGGGAAGCUAGUUAGAGGUUACCACAGCAACGGAUGCCCUGAUAAGCACAGUCCUGACAGUGCUUGCUCGGUAGAUUACAGUAGCAGUCGCCUCUCCAGCCCAGAUCAUCCAAAUGAAGAUUCUGAGAGCACAGAGCCCCUCAGUGUGGAUGGUGUCUCAGACUUGGAGGAACAGGUGGAUGGGGAGGACGAGGAGGAUGCAGGCACUAGCAUGCUGGAGGGAGAGGUCCCCAAGACUCCAGAUCAGGAGAAGUUCCUCAAGCAGCAUUUUGAGACUCUGGUCAAUGGUGGUGAAAAAGGUGGAUCAUGUAGGACCCUGGAGAGAACUGAAAAUAUCAGCAUUUCUUCUCGCUUUCUCUCCCAGUCCCCAGCUCUCAGGCGUUUGUCACGCUCCUCAUCAAAUCUGAUACUGGAUCAAAAGCCCAUUGAGGCUUCAGCCCAGUCAAAGCAGGUUUCUGUCGACCUGCUGAAAAAUGGGAACAGCCAUCGUAAUGCUGCCUUGGAGAAUGACAGCCUUCUGGAUGGUGUAAAUUCCUACCGGUCCAUUUACACCCAAAGAAAACGGAAGUCAGCAGUGGAGACUAAUAGGCUUGCAGUGGGACCUGGAAGAAUUAUUGCACCCUUUCCAGAGGGUACUGGGAAUGUGGGGAUGAGGAAGUCCCAGUCAGUUCAUGACCUCCUUCACGACGAUAAGAGUCCAGGAGUGAUAUCCUCUACCAAGCAGCGUCCUCAGACACUAGUGGUGGUCGAGAAGGAUCCAAAACCUAAUCAUUGCAGGCCAUUGUCUGCAAGCCUGCUGAAGAUGGAUGGGUCCAGCUCCCUGCUGGUCAAAGACAGUAAGGUUGUAAAAUCAAAGUCCUACAUGAAUCCCACAACCAGCUUCAUGGCCAAGAUGUCACGCAGCAUCUCUGUAGGGGAAAAUCUAUGCCUUGGUGAUUCUGUUGAAACACUGACUGAGGAGAGGACCAGUCCACAGGGGCCUGAGAAGACACAGAUAACUCCCCCAGCGGAGACUGAGAAGAACAAGCCACCUACAAAAGAAAAUGUCCCAGGGAAGCCAUCCCUUCAGCAAGUUGUAAGCUGCUCAUCACCCAAGUCCUUCCACAGCAAGUUGGCAUCAUCAAACCGGGCACACUUGAUCCUUGACAUCCCCAAACCAUUGCCUGACAGACCCACCUUAGCUUCUUUCUCACCCACUGCCAAAUCAAAAACCCCACUCGAACCGGAGUCUCCUCAGUCACCUGCUGGGGUCUGUAAAAAGAAAUCAUCUCUUCCUGAGGGACGGACCUUCAAGAGGGAGAGCCCAAUUGCUGUGUCUGUGGGACCUGCUAAACAGAGCCCAGUGGAGAAUCCAGCACUGAGGAUAGAUUGCCAGGAUGAACCAGGGGUCACUAAUCCAAAACUGAAAGAGUUUUCAGAAGGCUUGCACCCAAGGGCUCCUGAAAGCACAGUGCCCAGAUGCAGAGAGAGGUUCUCCAGCAUUGGCUGUGUGCUAGACAACCCACUUGGACUUUGUCCACUAGACCCCAUCAGGCCAAGGUCUCCCACAACAGUGGCUGCCUCGGCACAGAACUCAGAACGUCGCAUCAGCAUUGAGCAGUGUGAACAUGUUGUAUCUGAGCUCCAGGAUAGCAUGCGCAAGGCCAUUCACCUUUACCACAUGGUAUCAAUGGAUAUGGAGUCUUCUACUGACAAAGAUAAAAUUGCUGGCCUCCUAACGGAAACGUUCUCCGUGAUGAAGAAAGAACUGGACUCCCUGAAGGAAGGAGAAGAGCUCCAAAGGGCCAAGAAGGUGCUGGUGAAGCCACAAGAUGCAAUUAGGUCGCUGAAUGAGGGAAGUGGUGCCACCCUGUCCAGUCCUAGGCGUUUUGGGGAUGAGCAGACUCUGGCUUUGCUGGAACAGUACUCGGAGCUGUUACUACAAGCUGUGGAACGGCGCAUGGACAAAAAACUGUAAAGGGGUGGUGGUCGGAAAAAACACUUUUUGAGUAAAACUGAUAGCUCCCUAGAAAUAAUCCCAGGAUGACCACCACAGUGGAAGCCUCAGACAGGUGCUGUCGCCACCCUGAUCUAUGGAGUAAGAGAACUUUUUAAACUGAUCUUCUCAGCCCCAUAGAACAGGUGUAUUCUAGUUUUUAGCAAUGUGCUGGCCACAGUUUUAAUACCUUCCCCAAUACUCUUCAGCAUCUAGUUUGUGAACACAGCCUGGAAAGAGGCUGUAGAGAAGUUGCUUGGAAAUCUCUCCAUAGCCAGAUGUUUGGCAUCUCCUGUAAGAACAAAAAAUAAAUUCAGUUUCCCCAAGAAGCUCUGAACUGCUGACUAACAAAAGGGGCCUGGAUGAAGCCAAUCACUCCCUCCCAGGGCUUCAUCAGAAUCCAAAGGCAGACUUUUAAACGUUCUAUUUAUUAAUUUAUUUUUCUGACGUUUGCUCUAACCUUUUCCUGAGUAUUUGGUGGCCAUUUCCUUCCCUUUUCAAACAAACAAUUUUUUCUCCUUUGCCAUAUCCCAGCGAGACACAAUCUCUGUAUUAUAGUAACCCCUAACAGCAGAGGCAGGCUGGAGUGUCUGUGCAAUUACCAAACUGGUCUUCUCUGCUGCAACCUGUCUUGCUGAUCUUCCUUUCCCCAUCCCUGACUUGUUUCCUGCAGUAAUCCUGCUGUUGUGAUGACGACCCUGUUGGCUUUUCCUUUUGUUUCAAAGACCGUCUGGGAUAUAAUUUAUCUCCACUCUCCUCUGACGGGGGAGGAUUUGCUACCCCUUGGAACAAGUUGUGGGGAUCAUGUAACAAGAACAUCGUGGCUUUUUAAAUGAGCUUUGGUAUUUUAUCUGAGCUCAAAUAUUUGAGAGUGGGGUUUCAUCAAACAUUAAAAAGAAAAGGGUUGAAAUAAUCUAGGAAAAUGAAAAGUCAGCUGUGAAGUUCCUUUUAGCCAUGUUCUGAGAGUGGAAUUGGACACUGAUCUCUUGAUGCUAAUGAAAGUGUGGUGAAGGGGGUGGGUUGGAGGUGAAUGAUUUUAUUGGGAGAAGUUAAGUGGGAGGCAAGACCUCCAUCUCUUUGAGUGAAGCCCUCAAUCAGAGUGAUCACCCAUGCAACUGCUGCUCCCUCCCAGUUUGAUGCUUUCAUUGUCCUGGUAGGAAAGACAGUCAGUAGGUUCCACUCUCUCUACAAGGAAAACAGAAUAUUCUUAACCUUCCAGGGGAGCAGAGAAUAAUUUACCUUUUCUAACGGACUACAGAAAAUGAUCUCCUGGGAGUGCUGAGCAGCCAGUAUUGGAUAUUGUGGGAUGUAAUUAUCACCAUCCUUCCCCUACUCCUUCAUGAGUCUCUUGAUGGAGAAAUAGAAAACCUUGCCCCUGUGAAAUUCUGUGUGCAAUAGCCUUCUUGCCUUAUCAGACUUCUCCAAGCUGGCAAUAAUGCGUUUAUUGUCAUGGCUUACAAGUAUCCAGUGUUGCUAUUGGUCAAUAUCAGUAAGCUAGGAUGCAGUGUAGGUGGAUCCAUAUCAAAGCAGUUGGCUACCCAGGGAGAUUAUUUCACUUUCUUUCUCUGCCUUCAGUCUUCCUCUUAAAAAAAACAUAGAGCAGUACAGUCCCAACUUGUGAAACUCUAGUAUCCAGCCUAGCCCUGGAUAUAAAUGUUGGCUGGCAUCAGCAAAAGCCCUUUAAAGCUGGCCAGCCUCCAAAGAUGUGCUCCAUGGUCACAGACUUGAAGCAGGUUUUUCUGUAGUUGGUUUGGGGCAAGCUGGCCAUCAUUUUGGUCUUGUGGUUCUCUGGAAUGGGGUUGGCUUUUCUUCGCUGCACUUGGGAACUGGGGACCUGCAGUGCAGCCUCUUCUCUACGGGGAUGACUAGUCUGGGGCCAGCUGGCCCAUUUCUUCACUGCACUCCAGGGCUGGGGGACCUGCAGUGCAGCCUUUCCUCUACAUGACUGGCUGGUCUGGGGCCAGCUGGCCCAUCUGUUUGUUGAAGUCCAGGGCUGGGGACUUGCAGUGCAGCCAUUUCUCUGCUUGCUGGCUGGCCAUCAGUUCACUGAGCUUCAGGAUUGGCGACUUGAGGUGCAGGAAACCCUUUCAGAGCCUUUCAAUUGGUUCCUACUAUCAUCUGACUCUAUCUGUCCAAAUGUUUCAGGUGUCCUCUCUGACCUCUAGUUCAAUAGAGUUGUACUGUACUGUACUUCAAGGUUUAAACCUCAGAUUGCUGUGCUGCUAGUCCCCUCCCACCAUUGUGUUGUGCUGGAUCGUUUGGUAAGCUGGGAUUUUGUGCGCAGCAUCUAUGGCCAGUGGAAAGGAGCUGUUUGCAUAGGAAUGAAGUGAAGAAAUUGGAAGAAAUCUCUGGGAGUUUCCUUAUGUGGAGGGGGCAGGGAUGCUCACAAAUUGAAGGUCAGAUGGCAAUCCUAUUGGUUCUCUGAUGGGGAUAGUCUGGGUGAGGUUGACUGUGGGUCAACCAGCUGUUCUCACUCCACUUUCAGACUGUGAAAACAUAUGUGCCAGUCCACAGGAGGUUUCUUGCUGGUAUUGGGGCACAGACACUCAGGUAAAAUAGCAGUACCUUCAACCCAGGCAUCUUCUGGUACUGGAAAUACUGGUUUGAGGGUUCUUUAUACGCCUUCUCUUGUAGAAUUGAUUCCAUUUUAUUAUUAUUUGUAUUUAAAGUAUGAGGUGGUGACACCGGAUUGGAAAGAAUGCUGCAGAGCAGAUGGUUGGAAUGAAUAGAAUAUGCCCCAAAGCCAUUCCUGUUAGAUACAGUAAUCCAGUCCAUAGUGUACCUUGGACUGUCGUGGGUGAAAAGCAGCAGCUAUCAGGAUUCACAGUAGUGUCAGAUAGGACUCCCUCAGAGUAAUUCACAAGGAGUGAGUUUAAAAAAAAAAAAAUGAAUAGGAUUUUUGUGCAGGCUGGAUGUGGACUUUGCCUGGGUCAUGGGUGUAGGUGGGAAAACCGCAAACAGGGGCAAGUGUCUAGUUAGAAUGGUGGUAGGGGCAGGCUCAAGCAAGUAGCUCAGGAGGGGAAUCUAUGGGGUGUUUAGCUUUAAAAUAAUUAGAAAGCAGAGUCAGAGCUUCCAGGAGAAUAGUGUUAGGAAUAGAAGUAGGCUUGGCUGCAGGAACUGCCAAUCAAAGCCUUGAAGGGGGCUAUGAACGAUGUAGUGCAGCAGAGGCAGGGCUUCAGGGAAGUAGAACCAGGACUGAGUUUAGAGGUGUGAAUUAAAGAAUAGGUGGGGUAGUUGUUUUGUUUAAUGCCUUUUUAUUGAGCCCCUUUUUUCCCACCUGCUCCCAUGUAAACAGCUGUUUCUUCGAAGGUGUGGGAAGGCUAAGGUAUGUAACCUCAACCAUUUGCUUAAGCUUUAGUAUUAAGAGGAGUUGUGAAGCUAAAGACCUAUAAAUCAAAGUGAUAUCCCAAGUUUGGUGGUGAGAAGGGGUGAAGGGAGACAGUGUUGCAGAGAGAGAACUUGAUUCAGUUGAUAUAUAGAUAUAUAUGGUAAUUCCCCCAUGAUUUCCCAUUGCUGGCAGUAAGAAGUGUGCCGAAAAAUUCCAGUUUUGAGAACAAAGGGAACAUAAAGUCCUCAACAAGAUAGUGCAGUUGGUAGCUGCAGGCCGCAAUGCUUACAUUUGACCUGCACGUACAGCAUACGCCUUCAUCAUAGGUUAUUCCAUAGUCUGGCGGGAGAAAUCCUGAACAAUGAUUGGUGGCUGGCAAGUGAAGAGGAUUGUGGGAGGAGGCAAUUUUGGAGCCUGGACCCCUUAUAGAUUUGUGCACGCACACGCAUGUGUGUGCAGAUGUAAUGUAUUAAAGGAAAUUAUUGUUUAGCAAAUCCUGUUAAAGAAUUUGGGCCUACCACUCUGUCCUCUUUGCUUAAACACCAUCCCUCCUAUCAGGACGUUCCUGGUUAAAAUGACGAUAGUUUUUUCUUCUCAUCUUGAUGUAGCUUGUGUUACUUUUCCUGGGGGAGCUCUUAGAACAAUGCACAAAGACCUGUGAACAGGGUGGUGCAGUAGAAAGUACUUGAAUCUGACAAGACAGCAAACCCUUUGUGUUUUGUUCCCUCUAAAGCCAACUCACGUUUUUUGCCGAACAUUGAGACGCACAGCUGGUGCUCUUACAUGAGUCUGCAUUUCUUUCACUUUCUCAGGUAGUCUCCUUUCUGAGGAAUCUCCCAAGUAAUAGUUGGGGCAGGUCUUUUAGCACUCUCCUCACUCUGCUGAUCUCAUUGAAUCUCUGAAGAAGCAGUAUAUUUCUCCAAAGGAGUUGAAACAUUAUGAACUUUAAAUUUUAAAGUACA
Malaclemys terrapin pileata is the source of this 9868-nucleotide messenger RNA. RefSeq names its product mitogen-activated protein kinase binding protein 1 (gene MAPKBP1). The record is from RefSeq and is a predicted model, not a curated record. Lineage: Eukaryota; Metazoa; Chordata; Testudines; Emydidae. The transcript is spliced from 32 exons. The coding region runs from base 659 to 5560 and encodes 1633 amino acids. Gene Ontology annotation, molecular function: protein binding.